AUGGCUCUUCCCCGUGUUCUCACGUGUCUCCUCAUCAUCGCCGGCGUGCUGCUCUCGUCGUCACUUCCCGGUGCAGAGGCGUUGAGCGAGGCGGCCAAGCAGCGCGCCGCAAAGGCGGGCCUCGCGUUUGUGAAGGCCGUCCUCACCAUGCUUUUCCCGCCGCCCACGCCCGCCGCCAAGUUCUACAGUGCGGACUUUUCGGAUCAGACCGUGGCAGGGACGUUCAGCAUCGCUGUCCCCUCCAAAUCCGCGACCAAGCCGUCGCAGUUCCGCCUGACCGCUGCAGGCUCGCCCUAUCCGCCGCAAGAAGUGACCCUGAACGCGAGAUCUCCUGUCGUGCUGGGCUCGCUCGGAAAGAACAUGCAGUGCUCGCAAGUCGCGCCAAGCGUGUGGGACUGCUUCGGCCAGACCAAACUGACUCAGGCCGACAUCAACAACAUCGGAUUCACGGCUGGCGUGGGGGUUCGCGUGAAUUCGUAUGCGUUGAGUCUUACAUACACAGACGCACGCAACAUGGGGCUCAUGGUCGACUCCAAUGCCAACCUCGCGGUAGCCAAGGCGAAUUCGAAAAUGGAGCAAGUGUUCGGUAAAACCGAUCUGCUGGCUGGGGUUGCCGCUGGAAGGUUCCAGGCAGCAAUUAACAGCGAGAAGCUCAAAGGAGGAGCCAUGUUUGCCGUCUCCAACAUCAACCGCAAGUGCAAGCUCGACGUGAGCAUCGUGGUGGUCUCCCCAGACGCCCCAAAGCCGUCAGCAACAAUCUCUGUCACCGACCCGGCUACUGCUGACACCACCGACCUUUCCCUGCCUUGCGCGUGGUCCCAGCCCCGCCCCGGCGUGUGGCUGUGCGAGUGGCUCGACAACUUCCCGAGCGUGUCGGGUGCUGCUGGCACUGCAAACGCUGCUUACGCGGCUGCUUCCAGCAUGCGUGCAGCGGCCCUGCCAGGCUCGGCAGUGGAUUCGGUGUUUAAGCUGACUGUGGAGUCAGAAGCGGGGGACACUGCUGAAGGCACGCUGCGUUACACUCUCUGA
Molecule: messenger RNA, 1029 nt
Organism: Closterium sp. Naga37s-1
Lineage: Eukaryota; Viridiplantae; Streptophyta; Zygnematophyceae; Desmidiales; Closteriaceae
Source: the annotation of a GenBank genome assembly